Molecule: messenger RNA, 3735 nt
Organism: Chlorella variabilis
Lineage: Eukaryota; Viridiplantae; Chlorophyta; Trebouxiophyceae; Chlorellales; Chlorellaceae
Exons: 22
Coding region: 1-3735 (1244 amino acids)
Cellular component (GO): exosome (RNase complex)
Molecular function (GO): RNA binding; 3'-5'-RNA exonuclease activity
Source: RefSeq, a predicted model, not a curated record
AUGGUGCCACCCGCACAGCUACCCCCGCCCGACUGGCUGGAGCGGAGGACUCAGCACUCGUUCCGCUAUCGCAAGCGCAGCCGCACGGUGUCCGACACUGCCGAGGAGGCGUAUUUGCGGCUGGACAUCCCCUGCGGCAGUCCAGACUGCGUGGCCUGUCCGCCGACCUCGCCGGCGCUGGCGCCGUCGCCGCAGCACCUGCUGCUGCCCGAUGCCUCCGUGCUGGCGGGCUGCCUGGAGGUGUUUGAGCUCCCAGAGGUGGAAAACCUGGUGCUGCUGACCAGCGUGGUGCGGCAGCUGCACGAUGGCGGCAACAUGCGCCGCGCCGCUCGCCUGCGCGCCCUCUACUCCGACCCCCGCCGCCGAAACGUGCUGUUUGACAACCUGCACCACCGCGAGACCGCGCCCGCCAGCCUGCGCGAGCAGCGCGCCGGCCUGGCGCUGCUGGCGGCGGCAGAAUGGUAUUACGAGCACCUGGGAAGCCGGCUGCCGGUGGUGGUCGUGUCGGACUCGCUGGCACAGCAGUUUGGCGGCGACAGCGGCAGGGGAGGCGGCAGCUUGAGUGGGCUUGCUGCGCACGACCAGCAGCCGCCGCCACAGCAGCAGGUGGCCACGGCAGCUCCGCAACUAGGUCGCGCACGCGAGGAUGAGGAUGAGGAUCCUGAGCUGGAUGCUCUGCUGCGGCAGAUGCACGUCGGCGCGCCGGCGGCCAGCGGCGGCGCAGGGGACAACAUCGCUAGCUUGCUGGACAGCCUGGGCAUUGGGGGCGACGAGCCCGGGGGGGCUGAAGCAGCACCGUUGUGCCAGCUGUCAGGGCAGCCGGAGCAGUUACCACCACCCGAGCAGACUCCUGGAGCCGCCGCCGCCAGCAAGGCGCCGCUGCUGCUGGAUCCAGGCGUGCACAUCUUGUCGGCGGCGGAUUACUUUGGGGGCUGCUGGGGCCACGUCCCGGCGGUGGUAGACGUGUUUGAAUCCAUACAGCAGCAGUCAAAGGCAGGGGAGGCAGCCUCCAGCGGCGCUGGCGGCGGCGGCGCCUUCCGCCCGCACCUCAGUGCAGCUGCGAUGGAGGCGGGGCUGGCUGCCGGUGCGCUGCUGGCGGGCACGCUGAGCGCCAGCCGGCGCGUGCGUGGCGAGGCGAGCGUUGCGGUGGGCGGCGGCCGCGUGCUGGUGGUGGCUGGCUGGGCUGCGAUGAACCGAGCGGUGCACGGCGACAGGGUGGCGGUGCGCCUGCUGCCACGGGAGCAGUGGCACACCAUUGGCGCAGCCGGACCUGGAGGCAGCGGUGCCGGUGGCGGGGCUGACGGGGAUGGUGGCGGGGCUGAGGAGGAGGAGGUGGAGGAGGAGGAGGAGCACGAUUUGCUGGCGGCCGCCGGCGCCGGCGAGGCUGAUGUGGCGGCUGACGAGGCGCACGGCGGCGGCGAUGAGCUGGCAGACCCACUGGACGCGCUGCUGGCCGGCGGCGCAGCAGGCGCAGGCAGCGGCGCCGGCGGCCUGCAGCCGACGGCAGAGGUUGUGGGCAUUCUGCAGCGCUGGUCAGGGGAGGUGGUGGCUUGCAUAUCAGAAGACGACGAGCGGGCCCUUGCCGCCAGGCAGGACAGCGGCAGGCAGGAGGCGGUGCUGUGCAUCCCCACCGACCGCCGCCUGCCCAAGAUCCGGCUGCGCAGCCGCCAGCUGCACCGCCUGCUGGGCCAGCGCCUGGUGCUGCGGCUGGAUGGCUGGGACCAGGGCAGCCGCUACCCGCACGGCCACCUGGUGCGCAGCCUGGGCCCCAUCAACUUCCUCAGGAGCGAGACGGAUGGGGUGCUGGUCAGCAGCGGGGUGCACUGGCAGCCCUUCAGCGAGGGCGCGCUGCGUGAGCUGCCCCCCAUCGCCGGCGGCGCCGAGUACGUGAUGCCGCCAGGCGAGGUGGCGGCGCGCCGCGACAUGCGUGGCGCGGAAUACCUCACCUGCAGCAUCGACCCCCCCGGCUGCACCGACGUGGACGAUGCCCUGUCUGUUCGCUGGCUGGAGCCAGGCGGUGGCGGGCCGCGGCUGGCGGAGGUGGGGGUCCACAUCGCCGACGUCUCCUUCUUUGUGCGCCAGGGCGGCCUGCUGGACGGCGAGGCGGCGGCGCGCUGCACCACCGUGUACCUCGUGGACCGGCGGCUGGACAUGCUGCCCGCGCUGCUGAGCGAGGACCUGUGCAGCCUGCGCAGCGGCCAGGACCGCUACGCUGUGAGCGUGGUGUGGACCCUGGAUGCCGACAGCCUGGAGGUGCGGGACGUGUGGUUUGGGCGCACGCUCAUCAGGCAAGACUGGGUCGUAGGGCGCCCUCGGUCCCGCUACCAGCUAGAGUACUCCCAGGCUCAAGCCAUCAUGGAGGGCAGGCCGCAGCCGCUGCAGCCGGCGUCGCAGCACGGCGGCGGCGGCACCGGGGAGCAGGCGGUGCCGGCGGCCGACCUGCCGCCGCUGCAGCGCAACCUGCGCCUGCUGGCGGCGCUGGCUGAGCACCGCCGCCAGAUGCGGCUCCAGGACGGCGCAGUGGAGCUGGAAAGUGCGGAGCUGCGCUUCAAGACCGACCCUGCCGGCCAGCCUACGGGCGUGACGGAGAUCCCCAUGAUGCGGAUCGUGGCCGAAAUGAUGAUCCUGGCUAAUGCGGCGGUGGCUGCCCUGUGCGAGUCGGUCGGGCAGCCGCUGGAUUUCGAGGGCGGCGCCGCCGCGCUGUCUGCGUCGCUGGCGGCGGCGGCUGCUGCUGCGCCCUCCGCUGUGUCCAGCCUCAUCAAGUCGCUGGCUACCAGGGCCAUGAGCGAGGCAGAAUAUUUCUGCACAGGCGACGUGACGGGGCGGGGCGGCGGCGGCAUGAGCCACUUUGGGCUGGCGCUGCCCUUCUACACACACUUCACCUCGCCCAUAAGGCGCUAUGCCGACGUCGUUGUGCACCGCCAGCUGCUGGCGGCGGUGGCAGCAGCUGCAGCCAGCAGCAGCCCUGCCCCGCUGCCCCAGGCACAGGUUGCAGCGCGGCCCAGCCCAGCCCAGCUACCGGCCUUGCUGGCGGCGGCGCCGCCGCCGCUGCCCGGCCCAGAGGUGGCGGAGCGUGCGGCGGUGAUGAAUGAGCGGCACCGCACCGCCAAGCGGGCGCAGAAGGAGUGCUCGGAUCUGUACCUGCUGCUGCUGCUGCACGCCCAGCCACAUGUAGAGGCGGCCACCAUUUACGGCCUGCGGCCCCAGGCCCUGCUGGGCGUGAUCCACCUCACAGACAAGGCGGGCGUGUGCAAGCCGCCGCUGCGGCAGCCGGGCGAAGAGCAGCUGGAGGAGCCCUUUGUGCUGGCCUACCGGCGAGGGCUGGCGCUGGUGGCAGAGGGCGGCGGCGGCGGCGAAGAUGCCGCCCUGCGGCAGCUGAGCGUCGUGGAGGCGGCCAGCGGGCGCCAGGUGGCGGCGUAUCGCCCCAUGCAGCGUUUGUGGGUGCAGCUGUCGGCGGAUGGCAGCCGGGCGCACGGCCCCCGCCUGCGAAUGCGGCUGCUGGCAGACGAGCACCCCGCCGCGGUGCAGGCGGCCGAGAGGGAGGCCGCAGAGGCGGCUGCGGCAGGCAGAGCUCUGCGGCGGGCGAUGCGCCAGCUGGAGACCCGCGCCGCGCGGCUACAGCUGCGUGCUGGCGUGGGCGCCCCCGGCAGGCCACGCACCGAACAGUGCAGCGCGGCAGCCGCAGCGGUGCGCCAGCAGAUCCUGGCCCUGCAGCAGCACCUGGUGCCUGGCUGA